Molecule: messenger RNA, 1853 nt
Organism: Ochotona curzoniae (black-lipped pika)
Lineage: Eukaryota; Metazoa; Chordata; Mammalia; Lagomorpha; Ochotonidae
Gene: CD82
Product: CD82 molecule
Exons: 10
Coding region: 252-1052 (266 amino acids)
Cellular component (GO): membrane
Source: RefSeq, a predicted model, not a curated record
GUCGGCCGGACGAGCUCAAGCCAAGUUUGCUUUCGGUUGCACUUUGCCAAGCCGGUUCGAGCCACCUUUCCGGGAACAAGUGACAGGUCCCUGCAGCUCAGUCUCCGACCUCUCCGGGCCCCGCCCGGCUCUGCCCCUCUAGGGUUCCAGAAGGGGGAAGUUGGACCAGGACUGUACUCUGAGAAGCUGUUCCAGAGAACACCACUCUGCGCCAAGUGUAACAGUGGACAGGGAGCUCCAGGACCAGCAGCAUGGGGGCAGCCUGCAUCAAAGUCACCAAGUACUUCCUCUUCCUCUUCAACCUGCUCUUCUUUAUCCUGGGUGCCGUGAUCCUGGGUUUCGGGGUGUGGAUCCUCGCCGACAGGAGCAGCUUCAUCUCUGUCCUGCAGACGUCCUCCAGCUCCCUCAAGAUGGGCGCCUACAUCUUCAUCGGUGUGGGGGCGGUCACCAUGCUCAUGGGCUUCCUGGGCUGCCUGGGCGCCAUCAAUGAAGUCCGCUGCCUGCUCGGGCUGUACUUCGCCUUCCUCCUCCUGAUCCUCAUUGCCCAGGUGACCGCGGGCGUCCUGUUCUACUUCAACGUGGGCAAGCUGAAACAAGACAUGGGUAACAUUGUGACCAAGAUCAUCCAGAACUACAACGCCAGCAGUGAGGACAGCCUGCAGGAGGCCUGGGACUACGUGCAGGCUCAGGUGAAGUGCUGUGGCUGGGUCAGCUUCUACAAUUGGACUGAGAACGCCGAGCUCAUGAAUCGCACCGAGGUCACCUACCCCUGUUCCUGCGAGGACAAGGGCGACGAGGACGACGGGUUGGCCGUGGCGCAAGGCUUCUGCGAGGGUGUCAACGCGACCCAGAGCGGCAACAACCUGGAGCACUGGCCUGUGUACAAGGAGGGCUGCAUGGAGAAGGUGCAGGCGUGGCUGCAGGAGAAUUUAGGCAUCAUUUUGGGCGUGUGCGUGGGCGUCGCUGUCAUUGAGCUACUGGGGAUGCUACUGUCCGUGUGUUUGUGCCGGCACAUCCAUUCAGAGGACUACAGCAAGGUCCCCAAAUACUGAGACUGCUGUGUCCCCACCUCCCUGCUUGGCCCCCAACUUCAAGACUCCUGAGGAGGGGGUUCUCCCUGGCCCCCUUCUUCCUCCAAGCCCACCUUCCACUUCACCACUAAGGCCUUCUCCUGUCCUGGCUGGAAGCUGGGGGCUUCCCAGGACCUGGCCCCUCCUCUCCUUGCCUCUCUGGCUCUGGUUCCCUCUUCUCACUGCCCGCCAGGGUGCUUCUAAUGGCUCCGAGGAAAGGCCCCCUGCAGCGUCCUGUGCAGGUGUGCUGGCUGGCUGUGCCCAGGCGGCGGGUGGCUGUCUGCUGGGAAGGGGGCAGGGGGAGGGGAAGGAGCCCUCCAGGGCUGUCAGGGGACCGGCUACUGGCUGGCCCAACUUUGGUCCCACUGUGACACUCAUGUCUUUGGUUUUUCAAAUUGUGAUUCCAGGGUGGGGGUGGGAAGAGGGGAGCAGGUUUAGUCUGAGAUUUAGGGGCAAUUUCUGUUGCCCAGGCCUCAUGCAGGGGGCAACGUGGUCCAGCCCAGCCCAGGCCCGCACUGUGGGGGCAGGACCUCAAGGGAGUGGGGCUUGGGACCUGGCCUCCCCUGGGUGUGUUCUUGGGAUAAGGACCCCACACUCUCCUCAGCUACCCGGGGCAGGAGGGAGGAAUCUGCCCCCUCCCUGCCCCCGUCACCCACCGGGAGUGGGGGUGGUGUGGAAAGAACCCCUACCUUGUAAGAGCAGUGGGGAGGGGGCAGUGUGUACCCAGUUCUGUAAGAUACACUCAAGAUAUGCAGAUUGACUAUUAAAACGGAUUUGUAACAA